Ostreobium quekettii is the source of this 432-nucleotide messenger RNA. Lineage: Eukaryota; Viridiplantae; Chlorophyta; Ulvophyceae; Bryopsidales; Ostreobiaceae. The record is from the annotation of a GenBank genome assembly.
AUGGCAACCACUUUGACGAUCUUCCCAGGAGUACCCGCGUCAGAUGUUCAUUGGAGCAAAUUUGGGGAGUGGUACAACAUCGCGCUGAUCACCUUUUUCAACAUUGGCGACCUCUCUGGGAAGGGCCUUCCCCUGUGGUUGCCCACCAUAAGGUCGCAAACACACACACUAUUGUGGUGUUUGCUGCGAUGCCUGUUUGUGCCAAUCUUCUUUGCAGCCGUGCACUUGUUUCCCAACCCACUCUUGAUGAUAGGCCUGACCCUGGCUCUUGGGAUUACGAAUGGGUUCCUGCACGCCAACACCUACAUGCUGGCACCCCAGGCAGUGGAUACGGGCGAGCUGGACGUUGUCGGGAGCAUUCUGGUCUUCACCGAAUUGCUUGGGCUCAGCGUGGGAGCGAUUUUCAGUUGGCUGUGGCUGUGGUUAGAAUAG